Molecule: messenger RNA, 865 nt
Organism: Cladocopium goreaui
Lineage: Eukaryota; Dinophyceae; Suessiales; Symbiodiniaceae
Source: the annotation of a GenBank genome assembly
CUUCAUAUUGCACCAGCCUUGCUUGUGAAAGUUCAGAGUUGGCAGACAUGCAAGCGGUCAUGUCGCGGCAGGUCAGAUGUCUGCAGGCCUUGCGGCGGUCGGCUACAUCUUGGGCGGCACAUAAUUUGAAGCCAAGGAAUGGAGAGAUUCUUGAGUCCUUCCUCCCUGCAGCAGCAGCAAAGCCCGCGUGCAUCACUUGGAACCUGCGGUAUGAGGAUGUGUUGAAGGGUAACGCCUUGUAUCCUCUGGAAUCACUUUGGGUGCACCAGGGAAAGCUGCGGUGCCGCCUAGUUGCCUACAUCCAGGGCUCCUGCUUCCACUUGCGCCUGUCGCCUUCCUGUGAGGCUGGUCAUACUGUGGAAGAGAUGGAGCUCCAGGCAAUGCUGAAUCUCUUUGGACUCACAGAGAGCCCUCUGAGUGCCUUCAUCACAGAGGAGAACUUCCAUCACAAGGGUGUGGCUGUGGAGCUCAGUGACAUGACGGACCGCAUCCGAGCAGAGCUGCGCGUGCGGAAAUUUGCCGCCGUGUUAAGGCCCGACAUGGGACACUUCGAUGCAGCUUUGGGACAUGAAAGCCCACGACUAGACCUGGUCACGACAAAGCCGACUCCCCCUGUGAGCGAAGAAGGAGAACCUAGACAGCUGCUGACUGAUAAUGGUGCCUCGAAGUAGAAGGCUUCAGGUAGUUCGUGUUGUACAUACCAUAAGAUCCAAAGGUGCCCCACGGGUGGCGUGCGGGAAGGUAAGCUGCAACUGCAGCAUGCUUCUCGCAGUGAAUGUUCCACCAGCGACAAGAGUUGGACCCAAAGUCAGGAUUCACUUCGUAGUUUCAAUGGCAGGAGGAAGUUGUGAUCAUGUAGAUUUAU